Messenger RNA from Salvia splendens (bonfire salvia), 1777 nucleotides. Its product is annotated as 3-ketoacyl-CoA synthase 4. Gene Ontology annotation, cellular component: membrane. NCBI's taxonomy places the organism in Eukaryota, Viridiplantae, Streptophyta, Magnoliopsida, Lamiales, Lamiaceae. Gene Ontology annotation, molecular function: acyltransferase activity, transferring groups other than amino-acyl groups. The transcript has a single exon. Gene Ontology annotation, biological process: fatty acid biosynthetic process. Bases 142 to 1668 code for a protein of 508 amino acids. The record is from RefSeq and is a predicted model, not a curated record.
UUUAGAAAGAGAAAAUUGUUAUAGAAUUCACCCCAGCAUGAAAUCAAGGCCAAGCAGCAAUCAAUCAGCAUCAAAUUGACAACUCUCUCUCUCUACACACCGCUGGCAAAAAUUUGAAGACUUUUGAAACGAUACCAGGCUAUGGCCGGAGGCGGAGAGGGCGCCGCCACAGUGGGGGUCCGGAUCCACCCGGCGCGGCGGCUGCCGGACUUUCUACAGAGCGUGAAUUUGAAGUACGUCAAGCUAGGGUACCAUUACCUGAUCUCGCAUUUAAUUACGCUCUGCUUGGUCCCAAUCAUGGCAAUCAUCAUCAUCGAGGCGUCGCAGAUGAAUCCCGACGACGUGCUCCAGCUCUGGCUGCAUCUGCAGUACAACCUCGUAACGGUCAUAACCUGCUCCGCUUUUCUCGUGUUCGGAUCCACCGUCUAUAUCAUGACCCGCCCCCGACCCGUUUACCUCGUCGAUUACUCCUGCUACCGGCCGCCGGAGAGCCUCAAGGCGCCGUACGAGCGGUUCAUGAAGCAUUCCCGAUUGACCGGCGAUUUCGAUGAAUCGUCGCUGGAAUUCCAGCGGAAGAUCCUCGAGAGGUCGGGGCUCGGCGACGAGACCUAUGUUCCGGAGGCGAUGCAUUCGAUUCCGCCGAAUCCGUCGAUGCAGGCGGCGAGGGCGGAGGCGGAGGAGGUCAUGUACGGCGCGCUUGACAAAUUGUUCGCGAAUACGAGCGUUAAGCCUAAGGAAAUUGGGAUAUUGGUGGUCAAUUGCAGCUUGUUCAAUCCGACGCCGUCGCUGUCGGCUAUGAUUGUGAACAAGUACAAAUUGAGGGGGAAUGUGAAGAGCUUUAACCUUGGGGGGAUGGGGUGCAGUGCCGGCGUGAUUGCCGUCGAUUUGGCUAAGGAUAUGCUGCAGGUGCAUCGGAAUACCUACGCUGUUGUGGUCAGCACCGAGAACAUCACGCAGAAUUGGUAUUUUGGGAAUAAAAAGUCGAUGUUGAUCCCUAAUUGCUUGUUCAGAGUGGGAGGCGCGGCGGUGCUGCUCUCGAACAAGUCUAAAGAUAGGCGGAGGGCUAAGUACAAGCUGGUUCAUGUGGUGAGGACUCAUAAAGGAGCCGAUGAUAAGGCGUUUCGCUGCGUUUAUCAAGAGCAGGAUGAUGUUGGGAAGACAGGGGUUUCCCUAUCCAAAGAUCUCAUGGCCAUUGCUGGUGGCGCCCUCAAGACGAACAUCACCACAUUGGGCCCUCUGGUGCUGCCGAUAAGCGAGCAGCUGCUCUUCUUCGCCACAUUGGUGAUCAAGAAGCUGUUCAAGAAGAACGUCAAGCCUUACAUACCCGAUUUCAAGCUGGCGUUUGAUCAUUUCUGCAUACAUGCGGGAGGUAGAGCUGUGAUUGAUGAGCUUGAGAAGAACCUGCAGCUGCUGCCUGAGCACGUUGAGGCUUCGAGGAUGACUCUACAUCGCUUUGGCAACACUUCCUCGAGCUCCAUUUGGUACGAGCUCGCCUACAUUGAGGCAAAGGGAAGGAUGCGCCGUGGAAACAGAGUCUGGCAGAUUGCUUUCGGGAGUGGUUUCAAGUGUAACAGCGCGGUUUGGCAGGCCCUCCGCAGCGUGAGCCCAUCUCAAAAUGGGCCGUGGGAAGACUGUAUUAAUAGGUAUCCGGUGAAGGUAGUUUCCUAGCAUAUUAGAAUUGGCAUCUGUUUGACUCUUUACACAUGUUAUCUAUUGCUCUUUAGUUAAUGAUGUACUCUGCUAAUCUCUUCUUGUGAUAUUUGAUUUGAGGUGAUAA